UGCCGCUGCCGCAACAAGCUGACCGACGCAAUUCACGUCGAAUUUCGGUGGAAUUAACACGAAUAUAUAUAUUUUUUGAUACAAGCUUUAAUACCUGGGAGAGCAGAGCUUCUUCGCCAAUGGCAAGUCCGGUUGCAGACAUCGGACAGUCUCAUCAGCAUCACCCUGUGACUGAGUCGGCCGCUGACUCCGCAUUUCAGGAGGCGCAGAAAUGGAUAGAGGCUGUCACCGGGAGAUGCUUCGGUGACAAGGACUUCAAAGGAGGGCUGGAGAAUGGGAUUCUGCUCUGCGAGUUGCUGAGCUCCAUCAAACCCGGCCUAGUGAAGAAAAUCAACCGGCUUCCAACACCCAUAGCCGGCCUGGACAACCUCGGUGUGUUCCUGUGCGGCUGUGAGGAGUUGGGACUGAAGGGCACCCAGCUGUUUGACCCUGGCGACCUCCAGGACACGUCGACGCGCCCCAACGCCAAAGGCAGCGACUGCAGCCGAAAGCUAAAGAAUGUUCUGAUCACCAUCUACUGGUUGGGUCGUGCUGCCAACGGCUGUACUUCCUACAACGGUCCCACGCUGGACCUGAAAGAGUUUGAGGGCCUGCUGUCACAGAUGCGAAAGGAGGCGGAGGAGGCGGAGAGCCCUCAGCGCAGCAUCCGGGACAGCGGCUACAUCGACUGCUGGGACUCCGAGCGCAGCGACUCGCUCUCGCCGCCGCGCCACGGCCGCGAGGACUCCUUCGACAGCCUGGACUCCUUCGGCUCGCGCUCACGACAGACGCCGUCGCCAGACGUCCUGGUCCCGCGCGGCAGCAGCGAUGGCCGCGGCAGCGACUCCGAGUCGGACGGCGCCCCCCACCGGAAGAUCCCGGACGUCCGCAAGGACGACAUGUCGGCGCGGCGGACGUCCGUCAGCGAGCCGCGCACCGCCGUGCCCUUCAACCAGUACCUGCCCAACCGGAGCAACCACAGCGGCUACGUGCCGGCGCCGCUGCGCAAGAAGAAGAGCGACGGCGAGGACGGAGCGCGCAAGAGCUGGAGCACCGCCACGUCGCCGGUAGCCGGAGAGCGGCCGUUCAGCACUCCGGCUCGCUCGUGCUCAGAGGAACUCUUCCACCAUUCGACGACUCGAGCCGCGACCCCCGUGGCGGUCGCGGCGAGCCCCGUCGCCUCCUCCGUGAAACAUCCACCUGUGACGGAGCAGCAGCAGGCGGAGUCUGUGAGGAAGGGAGCCGCCGGUGUCCCGACAGUCGCAGAUGCGGAGCCGCGAGAGACGCAGUCCCGCCAAGCGCCGACUUCUCCCAAGCACGCCUCCGUCCCGAGUCCCCCCCACUUCCUUCCUGUGCCCGCUGCCAUGGCAACGGCUACGACCGAUUCAGGCCGACGGAAGGGACGGGCGCUGAGUGAAUGUGACGACCCGCAAAGAGGGAACUCUCGGUUGGACGGCAGUCCUCCAGCAACAUUCAGCCGCACACGUAGUGCGUCAGGUGACCCGCAAAGUGUGAGUAUGAUCGACAUGCGCGGCCAGGAGGAGGAAGAGGAGGAAGAGGAGGAGGAGGAGGCCAUGCAGCCUCACAGUCAGGUGCGUCACGAGCUGAUGCACAGCCAGUACCACCGGAGGAAGGAAGAGGACGACCACUGGCAGGAUGACCUGGCCCGGUGGAAAAAUCGGAGGAGGAGUAUCUCCCAGGACCUGAUCAAAAAGGAGGAGGAGAGGAAGCUGAUGGAGCAGCUGAUGGGUGGAGGCCCUUGCACCUCCCACAGGAGGAGAAGCAUCAAGACCUACAGAGAGAUCGUGGAGGAAAAGGAGCGCCGCGAGUACGACCUGCGAGACGCGUACCGGAGAGCCGGGAGCCACGAGGAGGCGGAGCUCAUCCUGCAGCACUACGCCCAGCGCUUCUCCAUCAGCGAGACGGUCCUGGACCGCCUCCAGCUGCCGAAGCUCCUGGACCGCAGCGUGUCCGACGACCCCUCCUUGGCCCGCUCUCCCUUCCCCCUCUCCGUGUCCCCCUCCCCCGCGACCCCGGACCCCUUCGACGUGGACCCCAACGGGCCCUUGAGGUACCUGCGGCAGCAGUCCGCCCCGCCUCCGAAGUUCACGUCCACGCUGGAGGCGCGUAUCGAGGAGCUCCCCACAGAAGUGCCGCACCAGCGGCCUCAGGUUCGCUCUCGCUCGUCCGAGCCGCCGUCCAGCCGGACCCUGGCGCCCAGACCGGGGCUUUGCUUCCAGCCCCGGCCCUCGGCGGGUGAACCACGGACCUGCAAGGCGGAUGGUUUGUUCCGAGUCAACGGCGACAUCGGGAGUGUCGACGUUCCCACCACGCCUGAGAGUCGAGGAAGGGAAUCUCCUCCUCGUUUCCUGGCGUCUCCUUCCAAAACCAGCAACAGUGCUGCGGGCGCUCCGUCGGCAGCAGCAGCCUCCCCGACACGCAGCCCACCCCCCUCGACCAGAGGUCAAGACGCCCCCGCGGGGUCAACGAAGGCCGAGGAGGCGCCAAGUGGCUCGGAACCAGCUCCUAAAGACGUGCAGGAAGAAAGAGUCAUCCAUCAUUCAACAGCACCCAGCCGGCCCACCUCGCUCCCAUCGGAGCUGCAGAAGCCAGAAGAAAGCUUCGUGGAGGCUGGAAGCCACUCGGCAGCUGCUCCAGAGGAGGAGAAGUCCAACGCUGCAGCGGCACGCCACGCGCCUCCUGCAGAGCUCCGAUGCCGGCGUGUGCGUGCACAUUGGGACGAAAAAAAGUCACUUGCAUCCCCCGCUCAGCCGCGAUGCGCGCACACUGAAGACAAACACGCCAACGUCGUCCAGUCAGGAGUUGACACGCGGGAAAGUCAGCUUGCAACUUUGCAGGCGAGUGUUCCCAGUCCCCGGGACUUGUCUCAGAGGAGAGAGAAUUUACCGAGCUUGGCCGCUCCAGGGUCAUUUGAAUAUCACCCACCGAGGGACACGACAGCAGAAAUUGCAAACAGUGUCAGGUCUCCGCUGGCAACCAGCAACCCUAAUUUACGCUGGGAGUUCUUCGUUCUGCCAGAAGAGAUGGAGAAGGAUUGUCGUGGAAACGUGUCUGUCCCGGUGUUGCCCCAGGCCAGGCGGACUGACAGCUGGUCUUGGCACCCGGAUGAGGAGCGAAAGCGUCAGGAAAGGUGGCAGCAAGAGCAGGAGCGCAUGCUGCAGGAAAAGUACCGGCGCGAGCAGGAGAAGCUGAAGGAGGAGUGGGAGAGAGCGCAGAGGGAGGUGGCGGAGGAGGAGAGGAAGUACCACGAGGAGGAGCGUAGGAUACUGGAGGACACGGUGGCGCCGCUGACCCCGCGCUCCUCCGCCCUGCCCUCGCCCAGCCGAGGAGAGGCCUCCUCCGCCUCGGAGCCCCGCGACGCCAUCGUCCGCUCGCUGGCCGACUGGGAGCGCAAGCAGGAGCUGCAGUCGACGGAGAGCGUCGAAUGGAAACGCCGAGAAAACGACCGGACCAGCGACAUCAGCACCGCCGACGACAGCAUGAAGACCGUCCGGAGCUCGGUGAGUCCGGGCAGCCGUCGGGCGGAAAGUCCCGGUCAUAGUCUGCAGAACGGCCAAAGACCGGCGGCGACGUCAUCGGCCCAAACCUCGACGCCGGCGAAGAGACGGGAAGAGACGACGGCGGACGGCAACAAACGCGGACGGCCCGCGGGAGACAGGAAGAGCGGUCGUCCCAUUGAUAGUAACGUGUGCCGCAGCUCAUCCAAACCCCCCGCUGCAUGUCCUCCAUCCCCAGACACGCCGCCUCCAGCACCCAACAGGUCGGUCAGUGGGAAGAAGCUGUGUUCCAGCUGUGGCCAGGCUCUGGGGAAGGGGGCGGCCAUGAUCAUCGAGACCCUCAGUCUGUACUUCCACAUCCACUGCUUCAUGUGCGGUGUGUGUAAGGGACGGUUAGGAGACACGACCACGGGGACCGACGUCCGCAUCAGAAACGGACUCCUCAACUGCCACCAGUGCUACAUCAGCUCCCGCUCGGCCGGACAGCCGACCACGUUGUGACGCGGGAGAAGACGAGAAGAAGAAGAAGAACCGCCCUCCUCCUCUUCCUCUUUUAAACCCAUCAUCUGCGAGUCGAGUCACCGAUGAGGAUUCGAACUAAAACAUCUAAAUAUUCUUUGUGUUUCUGUCCCGAGUGACAUCUGGAAUCCGAUUGGUCCGUUGAAAAUAAAAGACAAUCCUCGACGCCGGAGUGAGGAACGCGCGGCGUUGAGGCGUUCGGGUCAAUUUGAAGCCGAUCUAUUUUCUAUACAUUAAAUUCCACAUCAUGUAAAAGCAGAAUAUACGACAGUGACUGAAUCCUCGCGUUCAUCCUUCCAGAGUUUCUUGUGGUCCGGCAGCUCCGAUUAGACCGACGUACGAAUACGUGCGUGAAUCUUUAAUUUAAGGUUAAAACAAAGAUUCAGGCAUUAAAAUACAUUUAUAAAGUGCAGUGAGAGUCACUUUAAAGAAGGAGAUACAACGUCUAUAAAACACUUUGUGGACGUGGUUUCAUCUUCAGCUGGAGCUCUUUUUGGGCUCUUGGGUCGCGGCUGGUUUUCAGGACGUCAAAGUGCCUUAAGAAGAGCGACACACACCCGCUGUGUGUGUGUGGGGGGGGGGGGGGAGAUUUAUUGUUUAUUUAGAUUUUUUUAUUUUAAGGGAUUUGGCCAAAUUUGAACCCUUAAACUGCAGACGUCAAGAACAUAAAUGACGCCCUUCAUUUCCUAUUCUGCCUAGCAACACGUGUGAAGAUUGAUGCUGCAGGGGAAACAUUGAUUACAUUCUGAAUGUUUUAUUCUCGAGGGAUAAAUAAACUUCGGUCUGAUAUUAAUUGAGGUCAUUUUGAUCAUUUCUAAAAUAAAUCACACACAAACUGGACGUCGGAUCACAGGUGAAGCUCUGAGCCGCCGGCCGGUCGUCGGGGAGCUCGCUGGUUUACUGCGGAUGUUUAAAAAUAAAUAAAAUGCACGUUUCAUAGAAGCCUAAAACCAAAUGAUUUGCCUGAAAGCAAAGCAGCAGCCUCCUCCUCCUCCUCUUCUUCCUCCUGUAGCCAAGCUUCAUCUCUCUGAUCUUCAGUGUCUCUGAGCUUCUGUUCCGGUUGUUUGUUUCUCUUCUUUUUUCUUUUUCUUUUAUCAUUUAGUUGAUGAAUAAAUCUGGAGAUCUUCUUCACCGGAUGGUUGGGGGGGGGGGGGGGGUGGAGCCUCUUCACCUCCGUUCUGUAUAUUUAUUGUAAUAUUCACCUGAACACUAUAUCCAAAAUAUAGAUUCAUUUGAUGUUUAAAUGCAACAGCGUUUAUAGCAAACUGUAUGUUUAUAAAUAAAAUGUUAUAAAUUAAAAAUGUGGGAUUGUG
Messenger RNA from Pseudoliparis swirei, 5329 nucleotides. RefSeq names its product LIM and calponin homology domains-containing protein 1-like. The coding region runs from base 120 to 3998 and encodes 1292 amino acids. The transcript has 29 exons. Lineage: Eukaryota; Metazoa; Chordata; Actinopteri; Perciformes; Liparidae. Gene Ontology annotation, molecular function: myosin II head/neck binding. Gene Ontology annotation, cellular component: stress fiber. Gene Ontology annotation, biological process: regulation of focal adhesion assembly; positive regulation of stress fiber assembly. The record is from RefSeq and is a predicted model, not a curated record.